AUGAGCAACUACAGUGUGUCCUUGGUUGGCCCAGCUCCUUGGGGUUUCCGGCUGCAAGGUGGCAAGGAUUUCAACAUGCCUCUGACUAUCUCUAGUCUCAAAGAUGGCGGCAAGGCAUCCCAGGCAAAUGUAAGGAUAGGCGAUGUGGUUCUCAGCAUUGAUGGAAUAAGUGCACAUGGAAUGACUCAUCUUGAAGCCCAGAACAAGAUUAAGGGAUGUACAGGCUCUUUGAAUAUGACUCUGCAAAGAGCAUCAGCUACACCUAAACCUGAGCCAGUUGCUGUUCAAAAGCCCACAGUCACCAGCGUGUGUUCCGAGCCUGCUCAGGAGCUAGCAGAGGGACAGAGAAGAGGAUCCCAGGGUGACAGUAAACAGCAAAAUGGGAAAAUACCACCUAAACGCCCACCAAGAAAACACAUUGUGGAGCGCAAUACAGAGUUUUAUCACGUACCUACUCACAGUGAUGCCAGCAAGAAGAGACUGAUGGAAGAUACUGAAGACUGGCGUCCAAGGACUGGAACCACUCAGUCUCGCUCUUUCCGAAUCUUGGCCCAGAUCACCGGGACUGAACAUCUGAAAGAGUCUGAAAAUGAUAAUACAAAGAAGGCAAAGUUUGACAGUUCUCUGGAAGGCAUACCUAACAGUGGACCUCACCUACCUGCUACUCCUCAGGUUCUUAAUACUGGUAGACAAGUAGCUACACAUUUAAAAAUAGCCACUACAUCUUAUAGCUUCACAGGAAAUGUGGUGAGAAGUUCUUUGGAAGGUCUUCAAAGCUUUUCUACCUUCUCUUCUCCUGCUAGAUAUAGUGCUGCAGAUCUGAGCAGUGCAGCUGCUACUGUGUCUGCUGUUCUUGCUACAAAAACCAGGCUCUACAGUCCUGAAAAGUAUCAUUCUCUCCUGGAUGCACUCUGCAUCAGCCCUGUUUCCAAGCCUCUAGCUUUUUCGAAUCUCCAAUCCUGGAGGAAAUCAACCAGCUCUAUCCAUGUUGCACAAACAAGCAACACCCAGGAGCCUUCUCAGCACCAGGCUCCACGGAGCACACCUGAGAGCCUGGAAAGUUCAGCCUCCUCCAGACCAGGGUCGGCCAGCCUCACAACUGCAGCCGCCUUCAAGCCUGUGACUUCCACCAGUGUUAUCAAGUCACCAAGUUGGCAACAACAAAAUCAAGCAGCUGUAUCCACUGGAAGAGUCUCAAACAGUGCCGCUUCCUCCGGAGCAGUGGCCCCCACCAACUCAUCUGUGGAGCAACCAAGUGACCAGGACACUUUAGUGCAGAGAGCUGAGCACAUCCCAGCCGGGAAACGGACCCCAAUGUGUGCCCACUGUAACCAGGUCAUCAGGGGACCGUUUCUAGUGGCACUGGGUAAAUCUUGGCACCCAGAAGAAUUUAACUGUGCUCAUUGCAAAAACACUAUGGCCUACAUUGGAUUUGUAGAAGAAAAGGGAGCCCUGUAUUGUGAGCUGUGCUAUGAGAAAUUCUUUGCUCCUGAAUGUGGUCGAUGCCAAAGGAAGAUCCUUGGAGAAGUCAUCAAUGCUUUGAAACAAACAUGGCAUGUUUCCUGUUUUGUGUGUGUAGCCUGUGGAAAGCCUAUUCGUAAUAAUGUUUUCCAUUUGGAGGAUGGUGAGCCCUACUGUGAGACCGAUUAUUAUGCUCUCUUUGGAACCAUAUGCCGGGGAUGUGAAUUUCCCAUAGAAGCUGGAGACAUGUUUCUGGAAGCCCUGGGCUAUACCUGGCAUGAUACUUGCUUUGUGUGCUCUGUGUGUUGUGAAAGCUUGGAAGGUCAGACCUUUUUCUCCAAGAAGGACAAGCCACUGUGCAAGAAACAUGCUCAUUCUGUGAAUUUUUAA
Elephantulus edwardii (Cape elephant shrew) is the source of this 1851-nucleotide messenger RNA. RefSeq names its product PDZ and LIM domain 5 (gene PDLIM5). The record is from RefSeq and is a predicted model, not a curated record. Gene Ontology annotation, biological process: muscle structure development; actin cytoskeleton organization; heart development. The coding region runs from base 1 to 1851 and encodes 616 amino acids. Gene Ontology annotation, molecular function: actin binding; muscle alpha-actinin binding. NCBI's taxonomy places the organism in Eukaryota, Metazoa, Chordata, Mammalia, Macroscelidea, Macroscelididae. The transcript has 16 exons. Gene Ontology annotation, cellular component: filamentous actin; stress fiber; adherens junction.